AUGAAGAGGAAAAACAAUAUAAUCAACAAUGGGAAAUACAUUUUUUUUGUAAUUAUUAUAGAAUGCUAAUUUAGUUUGAACAAUCAAAAUAAUGGUUAAGUUUUGUUAAAAUAAUAAAGUAUUUUGGAUAGGCAUUUCAAGAAUUCUAUUAAAACUAUACUCACUUAUUAAUAGCUUAUGUUUAAUUAAAUAGAGAAGAAGAAUUUGAAACUUAUGAGGAAAUCAAAAACUUUAAUCAAUUUUUAGUUAGAGAUUUUGAUAAUCAAUAUUAUCUUUUAAUGAGAAUGCUUGAAACUAAUCUAAUUUUAUAUAUAUAAAACAAAGGGAUGAGUAUUUUGUUCUAUUUAUAAAAAGAUUAUUGA
Messenger RNA from Paramecium pentaurelia, 362 nucleotides. NCBI's taxonomy places the organism in Eukaryota, Ciliophora, Oligohymenophorea, Peniculida, Parameciidae. The record is from the annotation of a GenBank genome assembly.